GGUGGGCGCGCAAGAGAUAUUUCGGUUAGAUCAAUUCAAGCAUUGGGAGGUCCUGUUACGUUACAACGAGAAACAAAGGGAGGACAAACAGCAACAGAAGCAGCAAGAACGAGAAGAACAAUCCUAAGAAGCACAAGUCAACCGCCGCGUCAGAUUCGCCGUCGAUUGAUCCACGAACGCAUCCACGAAUAAACCCACACACACAAACAUGCAUAUUUCAGCAAAGCUCCAGGCUGCGGCCAAGGAGAAGAAGGCCACCUACUCAUUCGAGUUCUUCCCGCCCAAGACGGCCCAAGGUGUCCAAAACCUCUACGAUCGCAUGGACCGCAUGCACAACUUUGGCCCUUCCUUCAUCGACAUCACAUGGGGUGCUGGUGGGAGGCACGCCUCGCUGACCUGCGAGAUGGUCAAGGUCGCCCAGACCGUCUACGGUCUCGAGACUUGCAUGCACUUGACUUGCACCGACAUGCCCAAGUCAAAGAUCGACGAUGCACUAAAGGAAGCCCAUGAUGCCGGCUGUACGAACAUUCUGGCUCUCAGAGGCGACCCGCCGCGUGAGAAGGAAAAGUGGGAGGCUACAAGUGGAGGCUUCAGAUACGCAAAGGAUCUUGUCAAGUACAUCAAGGAGACUUACGGCGAUCACUUCGACAUUGGUGUCGCUGGCUACCCUGAAGGCUGCGACGACAAUGACAACCCCGAGGAGCUGAUCCAGCACUUGAAGGAGAAGGUUGACCUCGGUGGUACCUUUAUCGUCACACAGAUGUUCUACGAUGCCGACAUCUUCCUUGACUGGGUCAAGAAGGUCAGAGCUGCUGGAAUCGACGUCCCCAUUGUACCUGGUAUCAUGCCCAUCUCGACCCACGCCGCUUUCUUGAGACGCGCAAACUGGUCCAACAUUCACGUUCCUCCUCACUGGCACGAGGCUCUUGAGCCUGUCAAGAACGAUGAUGCUGCUGUAAGAGAUGUUGGCACUGGCCUAGUUGUCGAACUGUGCCGCAAGUUGAUGGACAACGGCAUUCAGCACUUGCACUUCUACACCAUGAACCUUGCACAAUCCACUCGCAUGAUUCUCGAAGAGCUCAGCAUCACUCCUUCGCAAGACACUCCUCUUGAGAAGCCUCUUCCCUGGAGGCAGUCGCUUGGACUCAACCGUCGCGAUGAGAACGUUCGUCCCAUCUUCUGGCGCAACCGUAAUCGCUCAUACAUUGCACGCACCCAAGACUGGGAUGAGUUCCCCAACGGUAGAUGGGGUGACAGUAGAUCUCCCGCUUACGGUGAGCUUGACACUUACGGUAUCGGUCUGAAGGGUACCAACGAGCAGAACCGCAAGCUUUGGGGAGAGCCCAAGUCCUUUGGCGAUGUUGCUACUCUUUUCGCCAACUACAUGCAAGGCAAGGUCGAGUCUUUGCCUUGGAGUGAGAGUCCCAUUACUGAUGAGGCCGACGCUCUCCGCAAGGACCUGAUCAACCUGAACCAGCGUGGUCUCUUGACCAUCAACUCUCAGCCUCCGGUCGAUGGCGCCAAGUCCAGUCAUCCUGUCUACGGUUGGGGUCCUCGCAAUGGUUACGUCUACCAGAAGGCAUACCUCGAAGUCCUGGUCUCUCCUGAGCUGAUUUCCGAACUUAUUACUCGCAUGGAGCGUAAUCCCAACAUCACCUACUUCGCUGUCAAUCAGCAUGGUGAUUUGAAGACAAACUCACCUGAUGAAGGUCCCAACGCCGUCACAUGGGGUGUCUUCCCCGGUAAGGAGAUUGUUCAGCCCACCAUCGUCGAGACUGUCUCCUUCCUCGCAUGGAGAGAUGAGUUCUACAGACUCGGAAGCGACUGGUCUCGCUGCUAUGAUGCCACAUCUCCUUCCCGCUACGUCAUUGACGAUUUGAUGCAAAACUGGUACCUGGUCAACAUCGUCAACAACGACUUCCGUGAGCAACGUGGUAUCUUCCCACUCUUCGACGAACUUGAGGUCCCCGACUUGAACAAGGAGAUCGCCGCUCCUGAGGCCCCUCAGAAGGUCAACGGUGCCACCAACGGCGAGAAGCACGAAGAGGAGCCCAAGGUCGGCAAUGGCGAUGUUACCGAUUCCAAGAUCCCCGACAGCGUGCACAAGAAGCUGGAGACACAGAUCAACGGCGCCGAAGAGAAGCCCGACACCGAGCCCAAGGACGCAACCGCCCACAACACCGGCGCCGGACCCUCCACCUCCGUCUAAGCAUCAUAAUCACAACCUAUGCUUUUGUCAACCAACAAGAAGCAACGACACUUUCCUUGUCUUAUAUCUUUGCAUUUUUCAGCAUUCCACUUGAGAGUUAUCCAACCAACUUCUCAUUACGAUCUUCUUCAACAAGAAGAUAUUCAACACCCCCUGAUCAAUCGAUCAACAUCAACGAACCAACCCAGCAUUUACAAUCCGGCGUUUGAAACGACUUACCCUUAACGUGGCAUGAAACAAAAAGCGAGAGAUACCCCCAUUCAACCGGG
Molecule: messenger RNA, 2478 nt
Organism: Aureobasidium pullulans EXF-150
Lineage: Eukaryota; Fungi; Ascomycota; Dothideomycetes; Dothideales; Saccotheciaceae
Product: putative methylenetetrahydrofolate reductase
Exons: 2
Coding region: 209-2209 (666 amino acids)
Biological process (GO): tetrahydrofolate interconversion
Cellular component (GO): cytosol
Molecular function (GO): FAD binding; methylenetetrahydrofolate reductase [NAD(P)H] activity
Source: RefSeq, a predicted model, not a curated record